Schistocerca serialis cubense is the source of this 594-nucleotide messenger RNA. RefSeq lists its product as uncharacterized. Lineage: Eukaryota; Metazoa; Arthropoda; Insecta; Orthoptera; Acrididae. The record is from RefSeq and is a predicted model, not a curated record. Gene Ontology annotation, cellular component: plasma membrane. Gene Ontology annotation, biological process: transmembrane transport. The transcript has 4 exons. The coding region runs from base 163 to 594 and encodes 143 amino acids. Gene Ontology annotation, molecular function: water channel activity.
GCUGCUGCGUUACGAGUAUUUCGAGGGCACCUUAUCGAUUGUGGUGCAGCAUUCUCUGGAGUCAGUGUGACGCCAUCUUCAGCGGUGUGUGACUGCACGACGACGCCGGCAGCGGGGCUGUCAACAACGCAGGCGCUGCUCGUGGAGACGGGGGCUACGGCGAUGCUUAUACUCCUGUGCCACGGCUCGUGGGACGCGCGCAACUGCCACAACUCGGACUCCACGCCGCUCAAGUUCGGCUCCUACAUCACCGGCAUCUCCAUCGCCGCGGGUCCUUUCACUGGAGCCAGCAUGAACCCCGCCAGGACACUCGCCCCAGCGCUCUGGAAGGGUGUUUGGGAAUGCCACUGGGUGUACUGGGCUGGUCCUUUAGGAGGCUCCGUCCUGGCUACUGUGAUGUACAUGUCGGUGUUCACAGAGAAGACAACUAGAUCAGCUGCCACAGAAGACAACAGCUCUGUAGACAAGUUCAGAGCAGACGUCGACGGCGUGGAGAACAUAGAAAAGUUCCCGUUCAGCCAGCUGCCAGAGAACUGUCCUCAGUGUCAUCCAAUGCAUUCCCGGCCAGAGAUUUACAAACAGGCUCUGCCUUGA